Molecule: messenger RNA, 1352 nt
Organism: Amblyraja radiata (thorny skate)
Lineage: Eukaryota; Metazoa; Chordata; Chondrichthyes; Rajiformes; Rajidae
Gene: wbp4
Product: WW domain binding protein 4
Exons: 10
Coding region: 82-1224 (380 amino acids)
Biological process (GO): mRNA splicing, via spliceosome
Cellular component (GO): nucleus; precatalytic spliceosome
Molecular function (GO): zinc ion binding; protein binding; RNA binding
Source: RefSeq, a predicted model, not a curated record
ACGUUGCAGACGCGCCGGCUCCUGGCCCCGCCGCCGCUUUCUCCUCCUCAGCCCGGAUUGACGGCCUACUGUGCGGCAACGAUGGCGGAUUAUUGGAAGUCCCAGCCAAAGAAGUUCUGCGAGUACUGCAAAUGCUGGAUAGCAGACAAUAAGCCUAGUGUGGAGUUCCAUGAAAGGGGAAAGAACCAUCAAGAAAAUGUGGCAAGGAAGAUCAGCGAGAUUAAAAAGAAAAGUUUGGAUAAAGCAAAAGAAGAGGAGAGAAUUGCAAAGGAAUUUGCUGAGAUGGAGAAUGCAGCUAUGAAAGCUUAUCAGGAAGAUCUGAAGAGGCUUGGAGUCAAUAUUACAGAUUCAUCAUCAAGCACAACUGAAAAAAAGCCAUCAGUAAAGGUUUCUGAUACACAAUGUGGUACAAAGAAAAGUAAAGCAAACGUCUGGGUGGAAGGUGUCUCACCGGAAGGAUAUACUUAUUAUUACAACACUGGAACAGGAGAAUCACAAUGGGAAAAGCCUGAAGGGUUCCAAGGGAGCUCAAACUUUGUGCAGAGUGAAGUUGCACAACAGAACCUGUCAGCCUCUUCAUGGGUAGAAGGAGCUACUCCAGAAGGCAGCACCUACUUUUACAAUCUUAUAACAAGAGAAUCGCAAUGGGAAAAUCCGGAGGGCUUCAUCGUUUCUCGUGAAUGCUCAGAUACAGCAUGCAAGGAUAAGACUGAGCCAGCAGGGUCCGCGAAAGAAUUCAUAACAGAGGAACGUGUUGAGAUAAACACUGAAGAUUACUCCCCAGGAGAAGAGGAGCAGCUGUCUAAAGACAUAGAGGCUUCCAUUCCACAAAGUGAAACAAACGCCUUUCUCCAGAAUCAAAAUGCUGCAGGAGAUGAAAGUGAUGCAAAGUCUCCUGAAGAAAAACUCGAUACAGAGGUAGAAACCACAUUGCCCCAGGAUGAGCAUCAACAAGAAGCAAAGAAGAAGAGGAAGAAUGUAAACCCAUAUGGGGAAUGGGAAGCUGUAAGAGAGGAAGAAGAAGAACAGAUAGACCUGCAGCUGCCUAAAGUAGAGUGUGCUGCUCCAGCAGUGAUUGAUGUAAGCCAUGAACCCAAAGUCAAGUUUAAACAGAAAGAAAUAACUUCACUGGGAAGCGAUGCGGGAGGAGAGACCGUGUUUAAAAAAAGGAAAGUUGAAAAAGAAAAGUCUAGGAACUUUCGGCGAAAAGGGAAUGAUAACUGAAUUUCUCAAAAUGUAAAGCAUAAAUAUAUACAAUGCUAGGAAGGAACUGCAGAUGCUGGUUUAAAUCUAAGAUAGACACAAAAUGCUGGAGUAAAUCGGGACAAGCAACAUCUCUGGGGAGAAGGAAU